This is a messenger RNA of Rhagoletis pomonella (apple maggot), 549 nucleotides long. Its product is annotated as platelet glycoprotein V-like. The record is from RefSeq and is a predicted model, not a curated record. Gene Ontology annotation, molecular function: protein binding. Lineage: Eukaryota; Metazoa; Arthropoda; Insecta; Diptera; Tephritidae. The transcript is spliced from 4 exons. The coding region runs from base 1 to 549 and encodes 182 amino acids. Gene Ontology annotation, cellular component: extracellular matrix.
AUGAGCCAUUCAUCCAGUUUACUCUUCCAUUCGAAGAGUUCGGCCUUGUAUACGUCGCAUUAUAUCGACUUUGGUGGAGCAACUGGAGGCGAUCUCUCUCGGAAUUUCUUUUCGACACUACACAAGGACACAUUUCGCGGUUUAACACUGCUGAAAGAACUUGAUCUCUCUAACAAUAUUCUUAAUUUUAUACCAGCUGAGCUAUUCAAGGAUUUGGAUAGCCUUAUCCAAUUACGUCUUCAAAAUAACCAGCUGGAAAAUUUGAAUACGGUAACAUUCUGGAAGCUUCGCAAUCUGAACUUAAUAGAUGUUAGCAAAAAUAUAAUAUCCGAAAUACCAAUAAAUUUAUUUUGCAACGUUCAACGAUUGAUUGUUAUCAAUUUUAGUGAUAAUAGAAUAAAGCAUUUUCCGCCUGGUUUGCUUCGGGAACAAUUAGUCUUAGAAGAUUUGGACAUGUCACGGAAUGAAAUUCUUGAAUUAAAGUCUGGAAGCUUAAGGAAUUUGAAAGGAUUAAAAAUUAUCGACUUUUCAUACAACUCUAUUUAUUAG